AUGUUAAUAUUUAUUUAAUUGAUAGUUGGAGUACUCUCAAAUGAAAAAGUGAUAACAUAACAAGUGGCAUUACAAAUGGCCUCACUAAGUUUAGUGGGAACAGACUCAUCCCCAGCAUUCUUAGAAUUUAUAAGUCUUCCUCAUUCAACAUCUCGAAUAACGAUUGACCGAGCUGUGAAAUGGACAUUCAAUGAGGACAUAGUAUUAUCUAUAUCACCUUUGGAAUUCUAUACAUCUGCAGAGAAGGCCUCCUUUCAUUCAUUGAGAAUCCAAGGUAACUUUUACUAUAAAAACCAACCAUAAUGGAUGCUUUGGUGGUAAGAAAACUAUUGGUAAUAGCCAGUAGAUUGGAGUGAUAACUCAAUAUCCACAUGUGGAGGUAUCAGUAUGUUGGGUGGUUAUGGUAAAUUUGCAGGAGGGGAGGUUCAGAAAACCUUUGUUGAAUUGCCUCAACACAGUAAAGUUAGGAUUGUAGCCAAUUAUCAUUUUAUAGAUGGGUGGGGAGGAGAAACAGGGUUCUUAAGAGCCAGUAUAGGUAGAAUGGAUGGAAUGGAAUAUGUUUGGACUGAGAAAUACGAUUAUUCUAAAGUCAAGAAUGGCAUUUCUGUAUGUGGCAGUAGAUAUCCUGAAGGAAAGUUGACUUCAGUAAUUGAUGUUUCAUUCCCGCAUACGAAGGAUACUAUUAAGUUGGGUUUUGGAAGCACCUUAGACAAUGAUCCACUUGAGAAUUCAUUCGGAAUAUCGAAUUUGUAGAUUUACCUGAUCUGA
Messenger RNA from Paramecium tetraurelia, 768 nucleotides. RefSeq lists its product as uncharacterized. The record is from RefSeq and is a predicted model, not a curated record. The transcript has a single exon. NCBI's taxonomy places the organism in Eukaryota, Ciliophora, Oligohymenophorea, Peniculida, Parameciidae.